Molecule: messenger RNA, 456 nt
Organism: Beauveria bassiana ARSEF 2860
Lineage: Eukaryota; Fungi; Ascomycota; Sordariomycetes; Hypocreales; Cordycipitaceae
Product: DOC family protein
Exons: 1
Coding region: 1-456 (151 amino acids)
Molecular function (GO): kinase activity
Source: RefSeq, a predicted model, not a curated record
AUGAUAGCCCCCACCUACCGUUUUCCUACAGCUGCGCAGGUGAUGCGUCUGUAUUCACAGUGCAUUGGUCUCGCAGUGCCGACCCAACCAGCCAUGCUCGCCUCUGCGCUCUACUCGCCCAUACGCCACGAGCAAUACGGGCAAACAGACUUGUUCCAGCUAGCCGGGCUUCUAGCCUCAAAAGUCAUUUUAAACCACCCGUAUCAGGACGGAAACAAGAGAACGGCGCUUUACGCGGCAGACAUGUUUCUCAAGAUGAAUGGGUACCGACUAGAGACGAAACCGAUGGGCACAGAGGACGCGCAGCGGUAUCAGGAAAUUGCUCUGGCUCAGGUCUCGGCUGCUACUACGCAGUGGUCGUCGGAGGAUUUAGGGGCGUAUUUUGCAAAAAUAGCUACGCCCUUGGCAAAUGCAGACGAUGCCAGCGACACCCUUGACAGCACUGAAGAGCACUGA